Molecule: messenger RNA, 4658 nt
Organism: Diorhabda sublineata
Lineage: Eukaryota; Metazoa; Arthropoda; Insecta; Coleoptera; Chrysomelidae
Product: adhesion G protein-coupled receptor L2-like
Exons: 5
Coding region: 88-1434 (448 amino acids)
Biological process (GO): cell surface receptor signaling pathway; G protein-coupled receptor signaling pathway
Cellular component (GO): membrane
Molecular function (GO): G protein-coupled receptor activity
Source: RefSeq, a predicted model, not a curated record
CGAUGAGUGUUUGAUUUGUGCCGAUUCGCAGCUUCCCUAUGGAGCUACUUACUAGAAAUCUGGAUUUUUAGCAGUAGAUAAUUAAAAAUGAAUUUAUUGUUAAUAAUUUGUUUGUUUUGUGCUAGUAGUUGUGUUGUAGGUACAAAAAAUGCCUCAAAUAACCGCAAACUCAACGAAGACGACUACUAUUUAAACUACGAUUACGAAAUCGACAACAAUUCCGUUAAUCUUGAACCGAAUCCGAAAUCUUUAGUUCUACCAAAUCCCCAAAACCUCCAAUCGAAAUAUACGGUAGAUGUUCUUCCCAACGUCGAACUUCCAGACGAUUCCCUCGCUGAUCCCGACCUUAGAGAUCACGAUUUCAUCGACAAUAUAAUGUACGUCUAUUACGGAUCUCAUACUAGAAAUAACGGAACGUACGGACCAGAAAUUAUAAUCAUAGGAUCAGUGUUGAGCUGUGCUGCUCAAUUACUUACUAUUUUCUGCGUUUUGCUCAAGAAGAACCAGCGCGGGGAGAGAAUGAUGACUUAUAUUUUUUUUCAAAUCUUAGGAACGUUCUGCAUAUCAAAUUUGAUAUUUAUGUUGGGAGUUUAUGCUACAAAAAGUGCAACAAAAUGUCUAAUAAUAUCACUAAUUUUGUACUUUUUACAUCUUAUGACUUCUGUUUGGCUGUGUCUCUAUUGUUUUUACAUAUACAAAAGAUUUUCGUCCGGAGGUAUUAUAAAAGAAAGGCAUUUAAAAGUUAAAUAUUUCAAUAUUGCCGCCUACGAUAUCCCUACUUUUUUAACAUUGGCAACGUAUUUUAUCGCGCCUAAUAGCUACGAAUCGAGAAGAUUUUGCUUCAUUUCGGUACAAAAAGGAAUGAUCCUUAACUACAUGUUUCCAGUUUCCUUAUUAAUAUUUCUUACGACGAUACAUUCUUUAAGCGGCAUCAGAAAAAUCAACAUGGAAUUAUGUAAAUUGGAAUUAAACAGUUCCGCUGAAUCUUUAAACGUCCUCAGAAACGAAUUGGAAAUGUUGAAAGAUAGAAAAGACGAUUGCCUGGACGAGGAAAUAAUAAGUUUGAGGGAAUCGAAAUCUUGCUUAAAACUACUUUGCCUCGUACAAACUGGAUAUGAUAUCGUUUGGUUUAUUGUCGUUUUGGCGUUGGAGAACGUCAACGAGAGCAGCGGGAUGGCGAUUAUAUACGCAAUUACGUCCUGUUUAUUGAACUGGUACAUAUUUAUUAAAAGAAAGAGUCUGAUGCCGACUCUUAGCGAUCUUCCUGACGACAUUGAAGAAGUUAUUGUACAAAAAGAUCAAACACACAUCGUUACAGCUUCGGCGAAUGUAUCUAGAAGAGGUUCUUCGGAUAGUAUUCCUUUACUUAAUUCUGACACUUGUACCGAAAUGCGAGAAUUAAGAUUAGAUCACAUAAGUACAAUAACUACAUAGAAAUUGACCAUGUUCCCAUAAAUAUAGUUUUGACAGUAUUUCUACUGAUACUUAUUUAAUACUAUUAAAAAGAGGAAAAUUAAUUACUUAGUUUUCUAUAAGUAAUUGUACUUUACGCUGUCAGGAAUGAAAAAAAAAAUUGAAUCAUUACUGUCAACAAGAAUGGAAGAAGACAAUAAGAACCAUAUAAACGGUCAUUUUACACAUUAACUUCCAUUUUUGUCCAUUUUGAAAUUAUUAUAGAUAUUUCAGUAGAUUAUCGAAUAAAUUAAUAUAUAUAUAUAUAUAUAUAUAUAAAUAUAGUCAUUUCAUCAUAUAUAAUUCAAAAAUAUAUUAGUUAAAAAUAACAAAACAUAUCGUGGGUUUAAUUGGUUGUGUACAUCAAUUUUUAAUAAUCAGUAAUUCCUCAUUUUUCUUAUACCUCUUCAGGUGUUGGAUAAGGGUUUCGGUCCCUCUUGUAGCUAUUUCUUCUUGGUCUCUAGUAUCUGUCUUUGUCCUUAACAAAUGUCCAUAGCAAUUUAUUAAUUUUUAUUCAAUUAUUUUAGUCCCUCUGUCUUUUCCAUCUUCCUCUAUUCCUCCUAUUUUCCCUUUUAACUUAAUAUCCAUUUCCUUCUUGGUCAAGGUUCCGUUUCCUUUUAAUCUAUCUGUCUUAAUUAAUAGCAAUUCAUUAAUCCACUUCAGGUGUUGGAUGAGGGUUUCGGUCCUUCUUCCCUGUCUUUGCUAUCUUCUUCAAUUCCUCUUCUUUUCCUUUUUAAUUUGAUAUCCUUUUCUAUCUUGGUUAAGGUUCCAGUCUCCAUUACAUUUCACUCUAAUCUAUCUGUCUCCAUUCUAUCCAUUUGUUAUUCAUUGGUUCCUGUUUUAUUACUAUUCCAUUGCAUUCAAUUUUAUACCACUACUUUUCUAGAUAUUCUAAAGUAUUUCAUUUCUAUUGGGUGUAUUUUUUUCUCAUCUUUCCUUCUAACUACUCAAUUUUCUGCUGGGUGUGUUUGGGAUUGGUGUUAAUAUCUAUUUUGUGUCCCCUUUAUUAUUUUAAUCAUUGUAUAGUUAAUUUUUGUCAACAUACUCCCAGGAUUUUGUCAUUAUUCUUUCUAAAAUCUCAACCCUGUCAAAAGCUGCAUAAUCAUUAGGUUUGAAAUGACAAAAUUUGACAGUUUUACCUACUUCAAGAGUUAACUCACCAAAUACCCUAACUGAUGUUAGCCCUCAUUGUUUCAUUUUAAUUUUUUCACCCCUUUGUUAUUUGCCUCCUACUUCAUUCUUUACUAUUUGUCUCCUAAUCUCUCCUAUUUACUAAUAGAUAAUUUCUUUAUUGUCAAAAAAGUACGGAUUUCAAUCUAAUUGAAUAUUUUUACUCAUACCACUUUAGAUUUGUAACAUUUUUUUGACUAAAUCACAUUUUAAACAUGUCGAAUAUAUAAGUAGUGCCAAAAUAAUAAUCAAAAUAAUGUAAAUAUUAUUCUUUCUCCAACUUGCUAUGUAUAGAUUCGAAUUUUUUAUAUUUCGUGUGAAAAAAUUUCUGAAAGAAAAUUGAUUCCUUUCAAUUAAGUGAGUAUAUUGCAUUAAUUUAAUAAGAACAAUAAAAAACUGUCUAGUUUAAUCAUAAAAAUUAAAUAAAUUUGUUUUAUUUUUCAAAAAUUGAAAAAUUUUUUGUAGUACAAAGUCAGAUUUAUUAUGAUUCUUCCGAAUAAACACCAGAUUACAAUAAAAUUAAGUUUUCUAUUGGUACAAAAUGUUAAAACUAUAUAUUACUUUACCUUCUUAUUCCCAUAACCAAGUUAUUAACAUAUUUUUAGCAGUAUUUUCCAGCAAAACUCCUGUGAAAAUACUCAAAAAGUUUCAUAUAUUAAAUAUUUUCAAAAAAUUUCGAUUUUUUUAAGUCUCUGAUCGUUUCCCUUUUCAAUGCCACAUCAAUAAUUAGUAGAUAUUUUGUCAUAUUGUAAUGAAGCUGGAUAGGUUAUCUGAUUCUACCUCUUGCCCUUUGCAUAUGAUUACGCAGUUAUCCAAUAUUAUUAUAUCUUCUUUUUCACUAUUAAAUAUAAAUUAUAUAGAAAACUAUUCUUGCACUUGUUCGCUCUAUAUAAUUACAAAAUCCGAUUCCGAUUUAGUUUAGGGACCAAUCGCAUGCGCACUUUAAAAAUUGUGUUUUGCGACGAUAAUUCUGAAAGUACGCGAACGACAAUAUUCAAAGUGCGCAUACGAUUGGUUCCUGAAUGGUUAGAAAUUUCACACGCGAACAAAGCUAAAGUACUUUAGAAUCGAUUUAUUAUAAUCGAUAGUAGAAGAAACGUAAAAUCUUUAUACGAAGUGGAAAGUUUAAGAACCCUGUCAAUAAAUGAUUAAAACUUGUGUGAUAAAGUGAAAAUAAUAAUUUUGCUGUGUACUAUAAAAAAUCCUUACAAAUAUAAACUAAUAAAUAUAUAAAAAUGUGAUUUUUGAAUCAUUUCUGUUUGUACAUGAACUGGAGGCGUCAAACGUUUGUGAUUUUUACAUUUAAGCGUAUAUAUAUUUUUGUGAACAUACUAUACUUUUUCCAAGUAAAAGUAAACACGAAUUCUAAAUAAAUAAAUAAGGUUUUAUUGAAUUUUUAAAUUAUACUGACCAUGUCUUCGAUAGAAGCAAGAAAAUUUAUUUAAAAAUAAAAAGGAUUCAUAUUGAACUGAUCAAAAUAUACAGUAGUUGAAAUUUUGAUCGCUAAUUUUAAAUCUCUAAUCAUAAAUUAUAAAUGAAAUGAGUAACAAAAGAGGAUCAAGAAAGAGAUGAAAUUAAAAGGGAAUUGAGUGAAUACAAAAGAAUAAUUGAGGAUAUUCAAUUGUAUGUAAAUGGAAACUGAACCUAUAUUAAAUCAACUGCAGGACUAGUUGGUGAGGAAUUAAUUUUUCUAAAAGAAAUUAUUGAUAAGAGCCAAAAACUAUCAACAUUUUUAUUACUUCCACUCUUAUUUGGAUAAUAAUAGGUUUAGAUAGUUUUGUUGUAUUUUUUUAUGAAUUUGUACUGCGAAUAGAUUUUUUAAUAUCAAGUUCAGUGAAACUAUUUUUAAAAAAAUUUCUUGCAAACGAUUGUUCUCAUUCUAUUGACAUCGGCCUAUAACAGUAUUAAUGUAGGUUGUAGGUAUUUAUUCCGAAGCACAAAAUGAUCGUACUUAGGAGAAAUUGUAGGAAUAUGUUGAUUCCAGUAUUUAUCUGGUAUUUGAAUAUAAUAAAUAAAUGUUGUUGAGCUCUUGAAAA